Thermochaetoides thermophila DSM 1495 is the source of this 3282-nucleotide messenger RNA. RefSeq lists its product as uncharacterized. The record is from RefSeq and is a predicted model, not a curated record. The transcript is spliced from 4 exons. Bases 1 to 3282 code for a protein of 1093 amino acids. Lineage: Eukaryota; Fungi; Ascomycota; Sordariomycetes; Sordariales; Chaetomiaceae.
AUGAAGGAUUUGCCUGCUGCCAACACCUCCUCUGUGAACGUCACCGGGCAGCAUGAAACCAAGAGCAAUCACGAAGCGACUCCCACUGUGGCCUCUAAGAAGGAGCAGCAGCAGCAGCAGCAGCAAACAGAAACACCUUCACCAGCUUGUCCAGAGCCUGGACCCAGGGGUACAGUGAACAAUUUGCCAAAAAUAACAGCUGAAGAAGACCCAGCAUUUGUGGAUGGGAACGGCAGCAUACAGGCCCAAACAACGGGGUCUGGAGCAGCGGCAGGUCGGGCAGAAAGCCCUUCUUCACAGCACCCAGCAACUGGAGCUCCCGAACACAUGAUGAAAAUAGAUGGCGACCCAAAUGGCACGCGAUAUCCCUUGGCAGCUCCUUCAACUCACCAAGCCCGGCUGCGCUGGACCGACCCGAUGACAGUGCAUGAUCAUCCAGACUGGAGCCGGAGCCAGUCGGCAAAAUCGCAGGCUUCGCAGCAGGAGGUGCAGAAGGGCACUCAGCGAAUCGAAGCGCCUGAAGCCGCCCAAACGGGUAUGCGAACAGGCCAAUCCCCACCGCUGCCACAGAGCCGGGAGCCGGCUGAUGCCGCUGGUGCGCAACUGGAUCAACAGGGGCAACCGUCCUGGCCCUCGCCGACACCGCAGUGCAAUCAACUGGAACAACCACAACGGCAACCGCAUGCGCAACCGCACGUGCAACGCUCAUUGCUGUCCACAUCGACACCGUUCCCGCCGCCAGCAUCUGGCCCUGUGGCAUCCCAAUCUCACUCAUCGACUCUGUCAGUAGGCUCAGUAGGAUCGCAGACACCCUUGCAGCCCCAGACGCCAGCGGCACCCAUCGCCCAGACCCUUCCAGCUGCGCACGCGCAACCCGGCCCAGUUUCAUCUCAUACUCAUCCUCAACAUCCACAACACCCACCGCCGUCAUCAUGCCAGAUUAAUGAUCCACAGCCUGCUCCUGCUCCUCCUUCUUCGACCCCGCAAAGUUAUCCGCCAGCUUAUCCUCAGUCGCAUCCUUAUCCUCCACAGCAUACUCACUUAUCGACCACGCCAUCUGCGCCCCCGUUGCCGGCGAUUCAUCAUCAACCGCCACAACAACCAUAUCAUUAUCAACACCCGCCCCCCUCCCAGCCGCAUACCCCUCUGCCACCUUCCAGCCCUCCCCGAGGUCCCAUUACCAAGCCCAUCAUCAUGGACCCCCCCAGCGUCCGGAAGGCCCAACAGGUUCAACAAGCCCAGGCCCAGCAGAGCCCGCAGCCCCAGGCGGUUGGCUUCCCAUCGCCGAGUCUGGACCACGCCCGUAUCAAUCCCAAAUUCAUUGACGACUGCACCCGUCUUACCUAUGCUGUUCAGCAAAGCUUGCCAGAGGCAGUUCGUCGGAUAGUGCGCGACCAUUGGGAAAAGUGUUUGAUUGGUUCUGACUUUCAUCAAGCUUUUAUUCUUAAUGCUUCCAUUCACCAUGCCGCACCCAGCAUCGCUCAGCGCGCAGUCCGAGAUUUUGGCCGUAAGCUGGUUUCAGAGGCCAAACAUGAAUUUAUUGGCCACUUCACUGCAGAAGACCUCGAUGAUGUCGCCGACCUCAUCAUCAGCAAGGCCAGCGACAAAUUCCUUGACAAAUGCCUGGAGAAACGGCUGCUUACCAUUGAAGCUAAACCACUCAUCAAUGCCUUAGCCAAAGCAGAACGUCUGGGCUAUGACUCGUCGGAUAUCAUCCAGGAUGACCAACACGAGCGCGUCAUCCCUAAGGAGGCCUUUCCCGGAGCCUCUACCAAGCCGGCCCCUUACCCCGCACAACCCAGCCAGGCAAUGCCAUAUCCAGCUGCAGAGCAGCGAAUGCAAUGCCUGAAGUGCUUCCGCACUUUUAUCUACAGCUCUGCUUACGACUACCAUAUGAGAUAUAACGUCUGUAGUCAGAUUCCACCGACCGCUAAUGGCUUUGAGUACUCUUGUCCCCACUGCGGUCAAGGCUUCACCAACGUGGUUGACCUCCAAUUUCACGGUAAUAACCGGGCCUGCGGCGUUGAUCAGGCUCCAACAAAGGUCCAUCGUGGACCAGGCCGUCCCCCCAAGUCGGCUGAGCUCACACCCCAGUCUAGUUCGACUGGUGUCCUCUCUUUCCAGACUCUUGUCACGAAUGGUCAGGCAGCAACUCCCUCCCAUACUGCCGCUGUCAAGCGUGCUACUGCCACAACACCGAACUCUCCAUCCAAUCCAUAUGCCCACUUGACGGAGGAGCAACUGCAUGCUAUGAAUGAAGAACUCCGACGUGCAGAGGAACAGUUUGCCCAUAGGUUUGCCGAGGCAGAGAAGAUUCCGGACGAAAGGGCUCGCAAGGCGAAGAUCGAGGGGCUCCGGAACAGCUUUGGCACAAAACAGUCCAUCAUCCGAAAGAAGUACGGCGUACGCUUACGCGAGCGCCGUACCAAGGCCGAGAUCAUGGCAGAGCGUGAACGCAUGGGUCUCUUGAAGCAGGAAAAGGAGAGGAAUAAGGCCCAGACUGCAAGCCCGACGCCUAGUACCAUUGGUGCGAGCAGCCAGUCCGCUGUGAACACCGCGCGAGCAGCGGCAGCCGUCUGGGAAGAACACGAAGCCAAACGCCGCCGCCUUGAUGGCGCAGGCGGCUAUCGAACUCCUUACAAGCCAGUCCCUCCCGUAGCAAACGACAGUACACCGACCGAUAACACGCCAACCGCACGCAAGAGCCUCACCAUCGCAGAGAUCGGCGGCAGCUUAUCAAGAACGGCCGCCACUGCCGCCUCCCACGACCCAAUACUGCCCGAUCCUGUUUCCCACCCGCCCUCGACACGCGUCUACAAGCAAGCAGAUGCACGCAUCGAAGUUCCCGAACCUGUCGCUUCAACGCCAAACAAGCAAGCCAUCUUUAAGCCCGAUCCACCUUUUCCCACAUCCGUCACGCUCUCAGGCGACGAGGAUGGCAAAGAUGUUUCCAAAGUAGACGCCUCCGCCGCAGCCGACAAGCGCAACGACACCCAAAACGGAAAUGGCGUGCUACCUCACCACCAGCACAACCGCGCCCUCAACAAGAGCGUGACUGGGGCACAACAACACGACCUCCGGGAUCACGACGGUGACAUCUCGAUGGGCGAAACCGUUCAGGGCACAUCAACCGUCGCCGCAGCAGCCGAACCCAGCGAUUCAGCGACAGACGGGGGCGAUGAGUCGUCGGAUGACGACGACGACGACGACGGAGACAUCCCAGCCACGUUACCCGCAAAGAAACCAGUAGUUGGAGCUAAUGGGGGAAUACUGCAGAAGUGA